GCUGGUGGUUUGACUUUGGACCGAGGUGCAUGUCGCAGCGAGAGUGACGAGGAAUAUCUGUUCAUCUUUGGAUCUUAAAAACCGUGGAUAUUUUUGGAAAUCAUGCAGAAAUCUUGAAAUGAGAGUGUGAGAUGGUAUCACUUCCGAAAGUGAGGAUAAUUAUCACUGCCCCAUUGAUGAAUACGACCAGCACGGCUCUCAGGAAUAGCUGCUGCUGCAUUCAUAAACACUUCUUUAGGACUCACAACAACCCCUGAGCUUUGUUUUGGGGUCACUAAACAACACAUAUUCCUGUUGUGCACGAUGGCUGAAAAAGGUAAAAUGAACAUAGAGCAUCUCGGCGGAGUUGUCAGGCUCCGAGAGGAACACGAGAAGGUGGUGAAAGACUGUGAAAGUCGGAUUCAGCACUGGAAGAAGGUGUCAGGUGACUACGAAGCCCUGAAUGACCGCCUUAAAACUCUUCCAGAUCAGCUGUCUUAUGACAUCAUGGUGCCAUUUGGCCCUUUGGCCUUCAUGCCAGGGAAGUUGGUGCACACAAACGAGGUCACGGCGUUGCUCGGCGACAACUGGUUUGCCAAGUGCUCUGCCAAACAGGCUCAGAAAAUAGUUGAUCACAGGAUGAAAUAUGUGAAGCAUGAACUUGAUGAUCUGUCGAAGACGAUAAAAAACUUUGAAGCGAGAGUUGGGCUCGUGAAGGAUUUGGAAACCAUGUCGUCUAGCAAAGGGGACUAUGUUGACAUUAGAGAAGAGACCGGAAAGGAGGACGCUGCUGUCACCAAAGGAAAGCAAAGAAUAGCUCACAAACCAAAUUCUAAGCCCAAGUUGGACGCCGUGUUGGAUCUAAAAGAGGAGGAUGAGGAGAAUGAAGGAGAGACCGGAGAUCAAGGGAGCAGAAAGGGCGUCAUGACUGAGGAGGAGUUGUGGGCUAGAUUGGAUGAACUUGAGAAACUGGAGGAGCUGCAAGACGAGCAGGACAGAUUAUACGAUAACGCAGACAUGAACGGCGAGGACACAUCAUCCCUUUCCUCAGAAGAGGAGAAGGAGGGAGACGCUGUGCCUCCAGUGAACGGGCUGAGUCUGAAGCCGAGCUGGGCGUCCGUGCCUCAUAGUAAAGCGCCGCCGAGCACAGACAGGAAAGCGGAAGAAGACGACGACGAGGAAGAGGAAGGCAGCUGUUUGCCCACCAUCUAUUUCUCUCACACGACAGAACCCAAGAAGGUGAGGAUAAACACAGGUAAAAACACCAUGUUGAAGUUCAGUGAAAGGAAAGAGCAGAAGGAACACUCAAAGAGGAAAAAGAAAAACGGCCACAAUAACGGACACUCGCAUCACGAACUUCACAAGAUCACAACACCGACCGACAUUUACAGGUUGUUUGUGGACGUGAAGAACGGGGAACCCAUCCCCAGGAAGUCAAUCCUAAAAUCUCGAAGCCGAGAGAACAGCGUGUGCAGCGACACAAGCGAGAGCAGCACAGCGGACUUUGAAGAGCGCCGCAUGAUCGGACGCAGCUUCAGCCACGACGAGGCGACGCACAGCGACACCAGUGACGGCAUUACGGAAGAGGACAGUCCCACGGCGGUCCCACUGCACCCUGCCAGCCGAUUCGAGGCCUUUUCAGGUACAGUAGUAGAAAAGGACCCGAUGCCUUCAGGUGUCCCCCAUCUGACCAUCGCUCCGCCAGCUCUGCCGACCAUACUGGAGAGGAAACAGGAAGAGGUGGCGCCUGAUACGGCUCCGCCUCAGCAAGCCCCGAAGAGGGUGUCGAAGUUUAAAGCUGCCAGGUUGCAACAGAAGUGACUCUAAACCAGCAGAUAUCCAUGAAUCACAAUAACUGUUUUUUUUUUAAAGAAAGCCUUUGUCUCUUUUCCAUAACUGAUAACCUGCACAAACCAUCCUCUCCUUUCUUUCACGUGUCUUUCUCUUUAAUCCACACACACAAUCCUUGAUCAUGACUUCAGUGAGAAGAAGUAGAGUAGCAACGCCUUGUAGGUAACUUCUUUUUAAGAAGCUCCAAACACUAGUAAUGCAGUCUUUUUUGCUUAUCCACUCCCGCAGCAUAAAUAGCGCUUAAUUUGUCCAUCUUUCUGCGGGGCUUGCUUAAACCGUUUGCCGUCUGUCACAUGUUUACCUGUCUUCUUCUUCUCUGUUGAUCUGUGCUAUCGCCAGUGUAGGUGAGACUCCAGGCUACACGUAGGAUCAGUUGCCUCGUUUUGUUUCCUUUUCCAAGUAUUGAUCAUAAAACAGAGUCAGUUCUCAUUUUACCUUCUCUUGACCUGCCUAAUGAAUGUACGUAUUCCUUUGUGACGAGCUUUGUGUAAAGACAAAAAAAGAAUAUCGACGGAAACUAAAAGGAAAAUAAACGAUUUUGGCUACAA
This is a messenger RNA of Epinephelus moara (kelp grouper), 2378 nucleotides long. RefSeq names its product URI1 prefoldin like chaperone (gene uri1). The transcript is spliced from 11 exons. Gene Ontology annotation, biological process: negative regulation of phosphatase activity; negative regulation of transcription by RNA polymerase II. The record is from RefSeq and is a predicted model, not a curated record. Bases 304 to 1800 code for a protein of 498 amino acids. Gene Ontology annotation, molecular function: phosphatase inhibitor activity; chromatin binding; transcription corepressor activity. NCBI's taxonomy places the organism in Eukaryota, Metazoa, Chordata, Actinopteri, Perciformes, Serranidae.